This is a messenger RNA of Lucilia cuprina (Australian sheep blowfly), 743 nucleotides long. RefSeq lists its product as uncharacterized. The coding region runs from base 40 to 480 and encodes 146 amino acids. The transcript has 4 exons. The record is from RefSeq and is a predicted model, not a curated record. Lineage: Eukaryota; Metazoa; Arthropoda; Insecta; Diptera; Calliphoridae.
GGUCGUAUUCAUAUUUCUAUACUUUCGGUUUAUAAAAUAAUGAAGUGCUGUCGUCGUUCCACAUUUGGACUCUAUGUUGGUUGCUUUGAUAUUCUAUUCAACACAGUUGGAAUUAUAUUUUAUUGGGUUGCAGAUAAAGAGUUUGUGGGCAGAUUAAUAUUUUCCAUAAUAUAUAUAUUAUUGGUCCUUAAUUCUAGUUUUUUCAUAGCGGGCAUUGUAAAGAAACGUUACAAAUUUAUGCGACCCUGGCUGUUACUAUAUGGACUUAGUCUCACUGCCAUCUUUUGUUAUUUUUUAUAUCGUAUUACUUUAAAUGUACAUGUACUAAUGCACACGUUGGUAUUAUUCGGCAUUGAAUUUUUUUGUCUAAUGUUAUGGCGCAUCUAUAAUUUGUAUCGUGAUAUACGCAUCCACAAUAAAGAAAACACUUGUCAAGGACAACGAAUAGCUACAGAAUGUACAGUAGAGUUAAUUGUAUAAUAUCGGUUUUAAUAUAAAUGUAUAUUACAUGCCUGGAAAGAAUUAUAAGCUUCAAGAAAACGAAACUUAUAGCAUUACAAUUUUUCAUAUUCUUGAGACACAUUUCUAAGAGCUUUCGGAGAUUGUUUUUAACUCAAAAUAUAUUUGAAAGGUAUAGGCUUAAAAAUUAAUAUUAGAUUUCAACUUUAAAAUCGCAAAACACAUUAAAAAAUUUUGUUUUUUACGUAUCAAAAAAGUAUUUUUAACUCGUCUUGAAAAUAGGC